Sporisorium graminicola is the source of this 1155-nucleotide messenger RNA. RefSeq lists its product as uncharacterized. The record is from RefSeq and is a predicted model, not a curated record. Lineage: Eukaryota; Fungi; Basidiomycota; Ustilaginomycetes; Ustilaginales; Ustilaginaceae. Bases 1 to 1155 code for a protein of 384 amino acids. The transcript has a single exon.
AUGGAUCUCGUACGAGGACUUCUCGAAAAGGUCGGCGUACCCGUGCCCGACACCAAGACGCUCUCGCUCGUGGGUACGCUCAUCUGCAUCGGCCUCACCGCACCGCUGGCGGUCAUGUUCCACUUCUCCGCUCGCCCACGCACGCAGCGCAUCAAGAUAUACCAAGAACGCGUGCUCAUCCUCGGUGCAUCCAACGAGAAGGGGGUGGGCGAAGCGCUUGCUCUCCAAUAUGCUCGUCGUGGAUGUCGCGAUCUCAUCCUCGUCGGACGCAACCAGCAAGGCCUGGAGGCGGUCAAGAAGCGCUGCAUCGAGCAAGCCAUCAAAGGCGAAGAGUACGAUAUGUCGGAUGAAGCUCCCGGUGACGCGGCGAAGCUACUACACGACACGCGCAUCCACUGCAUCCCUGCUGACUGUGCUAAAGCAGAAGACGUUGAACGGCUCAGGAAACAGGUCUCGGCCAAGUUCAAAGGUCUUGAUACACUGCACAUCUGUUUUGGAGUUUCUGCGCUGCUACCCUUGCUCGGAGUGGCAGGGGUAGACCCCGUGCGACCGUCGGGGGAGCACAACGCAACAAAGGUGUACGCAGACAAGUCCGGCCUCGAGGCGGUGCAACAAGCUGUGGCUAGCGCCUCGAACGUCAACGUAGCUGGAACAGCCGUGUGUCUCGCCGCUUUCCUUCCAAUGCUCCAGACCACCUCACCCUUCCCUGCGGUCGUCCUCAUCUCUUCGGCGGCAGCCUUGUUCGCUACUCCGACGCGCUCCGUCUACGCGGCGACCAAGUCGGCCCAGCUCUCGCUCUUCCGAUCCGUCGCAAUCGAGUCCCAAGCACAUGCCGAAGUAGCUCCAGACGCCUUGGGCAAACGUCGUUCGAAGGUACGAUUCCUGUCCAUCUGCCCCGGCACCAUCGCUACGUCCUUCCGCCACUCGGCGGUGGACCUGGACCAGAGCAAGUCCGACCUGCCCGAAGAUCUUGCGUGGGUCAAGGGUGAACGCAUGCUCACUUCAGAAGGCGUCGCGGAAAAGACCAUCUUUGCGGUAGAUCGGUAUACUGAGGGUACUAUCACCCUACCGCCCUUCUACGCGCUUGCGACGUGGAUUGACAAGAUUUUCCCCGGAUUCAUUGCAAAGCAGGCGCGAAAGAAGUAUGCUUAUUGA